GGUCAGCCUUGAUUUCCCCCCCCUCCCCUCCCGCCUCCUGCCUUGUCCUAGCUACAGUACACUGCACAUCUCGUGCUGCGACCACUACCUCGCCUGCUCACUUGGCCUUCUUUCUCUAUUACACCUCAGACGGUUAGGCAUAGUCAUCGUGACCGCUGCCAUCCCAACCCUGCGCGCGUCAGCCAAUAUAUACCACUCCUCUGCGCUGGGGCGUUGACCAUACACAACUCUCCGUGCGACCAGGAACCGCUGAGACCACCCACUGCGAUUACACCUUCAUUACGAUCGCAUGCAUACCAACCCCGAGACUCCCGUAGUCGCAAAUCACCACAUGACUGCUUAGGGCUCCAUAAACCCCCGUUCACUGUUGUCGUCUGCAUCGUCCAAGACCUGCGUCCCGGCUCGUCCACUCUGCAUAGAGCCUUAUGUGAAGAGACAAUACCCAAUUACCUCGUUGAAACACACACACACCGCAACAUUCCUAUACCUGGACUCAUAUCCAGUGUCACACCUCGUGUCAUUCGUCGCCUCGCGACUUGACACUAGGCCUGGCUCCUACCAUGGAAGGCUUCGGCGUGUCCCAGCAGGCCGACGAGGGCUACUCGGAGGAUCCUCUCACCCAGCUCGAGCCUUCUACCUUCAAGCCGGCUGAUAUUGGCUCAAUGAAUCCAUUGUCGGGUGCCUCUUCAGUCCAGCUGAAAGGAUGGCUGUCCGCCCACAUUGCGAAUCUCCCUACCGACCUCAGAGCUCGUGCUCUUGUGGCUGAGAUCGUCGAGAAGAUGAACCCUCGGCUCUACAUCGACUUCAUCCGUUACCUCCCCGCCGAGAUAUGUCUCAAGGUUCUCGGCUACCUGGACCCCGUGUCCCUCCUCUCUGUCGCACAGACGUGUCGUGCAUGGUACAGCCUAGCCCUGGACCGGACACUAUGGCAGACGUUAUACCACUACGAGGGCUGGAAGGUGGUCGCGGACGAGAUCGAGGCUGCCGAGGAGAUGGUCAACAGAAGGACUGCCACUGGGUCCAUGUACAGGCAAAAGUCGGAGGAGGAUGGCCACACCCGCAAGAAGCGGGCUGUGUCCCUGGAGGAAGACGAAGAUGCUGCCAUGACCGACGCCGGGUACGUCUUGGUCGAUGAGCCCAAGACGCUGGAGCCUGACCAGUCUGCGUUUGCCGGCCCGUCCCGCAGCAACAUGACGCCUGCCUUCAGGGGCCUCAACAUGCAGGGCUCCGGCUCGAGCUCGGUUGGCUCUGCCCACAAGGGCAGGCCUAUUACUACCGACAAGGGAAAGGGGAAGGCCCCUGCAAGCCCUUCCAGUGCUCUGCGCCCGCCGCAGCCACCUGCCCACCCCUCGGUGAACUCGGGGCUAUGGGUCUGGGAUCCAUCACUGAAGAGACAGCGCAUUAAUUGGCAGUAUCUCUAUACCAUGCGCAGGAAACUAGAGAUGAAUUGGGAACAGGGCAACUUCAAGAACUUUCAACUGCCGCAUCCGGAUCACCCCGAGGAGGGCCACAACGGCGAGUGCAUCUAUUCUCUCCAGUACAACGAAGAGUACCUGGUGAGCGGGAGCAGGGACAAGACACUGCGCAUCUGGAGCCUGGCCACGAGGCGGUUGGUACGGAAGCCACUGAUUGGGCAUAUUGGCUCCGUCUUGUGUCUCCAGUUUGACUCGGACCCAAAUGAAGACAUCAUUGUUUCGGGCAGCAGCGACUCGGACGUGAUCAUCUGGAGGUUCUCGACCGGUGAGAUCAUCCAGCGGCUCACACACGCCCAUCGCGACCCUGUAUUGAACGUCAAGUUCGACAAGCGCAUUCUUGCGACCUGCUCCAAGGACAGAACCAUCAAGAUCUUCAACAGGCGACCCAUGAAGCCCGGCGACCCGGGCUACGUCUACCCGGUCCCUGCCAUUGUCAAAAAGUAUGGAUACGACGACAUGUCGCUCGAUCAACAGCCAACAAUUCCAGCCUUCACUAUGAUUGGCGUGCUGGAGGGUCAUAGCGCGGCAGUGAAUGCUGUACAGGUUGUCGACAACGAGGUCGUCUCGGCGAGUGGCGACCGCCAGAUCAAGGUCUGGGACUGGCAAACGGGUGUCUGCAAGAGAACGUUCGUGGGUCACAACAAGGGCAUUGCGUGUGUCCAGUACGAUGGCAAGCGCAUUGUCUCUGGGUCUAGUGAUAACGAGGUCAAGGUGUUUGACCGCGAGACGGGGAUAGAGGUUGCCAGUCUCCGGGACCACACAGACCUGGUACGGACCGUGCAGGCCGGGUUUGGUGACCGGCCCUGGAGCUUGGAGGAGGAUGCCGCAGAAGCCAAGAGGGUCGACCAGGCAUACAUGAAGGCCCUGGAGGACGGCGAGCUUUCUGCCUCGCCCCGACGGGGUCGGCAUGGCAACGCAGGAAGUUCAGACCCCGAGGAGAUCACAGCUUACGGGGCGAAGCUCCCGCCAGGUGGAGGUGGCGGGAAGCGAUGGGGUCGCAUCGUGUCUGGUUCAUACGACAAGACAAUCAUCAUCUGGAGGAGGGACAAGACGGGCAAGUGGAGACCACAACACCACUUGAAGCAGGACGAGGCGGCCCAGCGAACCCAAGGCACGGACGCUCGGCCACCACCUGGCCCGCCUGGCCCUCCUGGCCCACCGAAUGGACCUGGCGGCGGGAGCGGCGCAGGCACGGGAGCUGGCAAUUCUUCCAGGCGGGGGUAUUCGGUUCCUGUUCCUUCCAGGCAGGCUAUCUCUACCGCCAUCAAUGCUGCUCGGGCGUCUCGAGGUACGGGCCCUAGCUCGACUGUGAUGAUCGAUCACAUUAUGCCCCAAGGUGUACAUGCGCUUCAGCAGGCCCUGGCGAAGUACCCAGCAAUGCUCACCCUGCAGAGUCAACUUCAGGCCGCCAUCGACCGCGAGGGCAGCCCAUUCGUCCGGUCACAGCUGCGACAGGUGGUCAGCGCUGCGACGGUACGCAUGCAGGUGGCACAGGCCAGGGCACGUGUCCAGGGCUUCCAACAAGGCCUUGUUACUGCCGACGCUGCGGCGGCUAGCAAUGGCACGUCUGAUGACGACACAGGCGCGGGCGGCAGUGGGAAUCCUACCGGGGCCUCCUCAGUUGGAGCCCCUGGCACUGCUUCAGCAGCGAAUCCAAGUGUCGUCGGACCACCACCACCCACCGGCCCAGGUGGCGGCCACCGCGUCCACGCACAUGCGCCUGAGGUCGGCAUGCCUACUCGGAUCUACAAGUUGCAGUUUGAUGCCCGCCGGAUCAUCUGUUGUAGCCAGACGAGCGUCAUCGUGGGCUGGGAUUUCUGUAAUGGGGAUCCUGCAUUGGAGGAGGUUGCACGCUUCUUUGCUACUGUUGAUUGAUGGAGCGUCUCCCUUUCCCUCUCCCUUAGGAAGACCAGGUGUACGCUCGGGCUGAUGUGCUUGAACUUUUUCCUUUGCGACAACAUCUGAGGGAGCGACUAUUGGGCUGGCACGCAUUGUUUCGGAGUCAUGGAAGAGGUAGAACGAAAUGAGUCGUUGGUGUUGCGGGAAUGAAAAUGCAACGGGACUGGUCCUGGGGACGACCAGGAGGGAGGAAGGACACGGGCGCCGGCAUUCAUGAAUGAAACGACAUAAUCCUUGAUGAGGUAUACGAUAGGUAGUGCAUUGUAGAGAGGUAGCAUUCAGCUCAAGCUUUG
Cryphonectria parasitica EP155 is the source of this 3667-nucleotide messenger RNA. RefSeq lists its product as uncharacterized. NCBI's taxonomy places the organism in Eukaryota, Fungi, Ascomycota, Sordariomycetes, Diaporthales, Cryphonectriaceae. The record is from RefSeq and is a predicted model, not a curated record. The transcript is spliced from 3 exons. The coding region runs from base 561 to 3350 and encodes 929 amino acids. Gene Ontology annotation, molecular function: protein binding.